AUGGAGAAGAAGAAGGAGAAGAAGAAGAAGAAGAAGAAGAAGAAGAAGAAGAAGAAGCAGUUGUUCGGUCGUGAUUCGAUUACGCCGUCCGAGUUGCUUGUAAGUACCACAAACUUUCGGCUUCUUCUUCUUCUUCUUCUUCUCCAUUUGCUUGAGGUGCAAUCUCGUGCGUAUAAUCAUCAUUCUUAUUUAUAUAACUCUUCACGGGUUUGUCCUUAGCUCCGGUUUCAAAAGUCUUGUCUUCUCUUUAUAACUCCUGAGAUUCUAUUCUCUGAUGCCACGUUAAGUAUCUUUCUAUUUUGUUUUGAAUGAAGUUUAGUUCCGCCGCCCAAAAGCUAUCAGUCAUCUGGAAUUCCCCCGAUGACGUCGUCGUCGUCGUCCCAAAUCCCCACAAAGGUGAAGAGUGCACACUGUCUCUGCGUCUCGCCGCCCCCAUCGAUCGGGGACCCUUUCGGUCCCCGCCGGCGCCGGUUCUUCCGCCCGUCCCCCGCUUUCCUUUCCCAACUCAUCAUCUGUUUUCUUCGGUCGAAAUUGUGCCCUCCGGCACCGAUUUCCGUCCGCCUCUCUUCUCGCGACGCCCACUCAGAAGCUCGGAGAGAAAUGGAGUAAAUUCUUUCAUUUUUCAGUUUUUUUCGCAUUCAAAGACGAGGAAAUGGUGGCCGACAACUCGGAAAAGUCGACAAAGUCUGUGGCCAACGGAUCGUUGAUCAGCACAGUUUCGUGCAAAGACGAACUGCCGAAUGCGAUCAUUGUGACUCAGGUGCCAGAAGACGUGAGUUCGGUAGAGCGCGCUUCCGUUCUGAAUGAAAUCAGUUGCAGGUGUUCGACAACAAAGCAGAUAAGGCCAACUUCUCCUCGUUGUUCACACAAAUCGAAAAGGACAUCCAUUUCGAUUUUCUGCGCAGUUUCCGACGAGUCCGUGUCAUCUUCAGGUGAGUAUUUCAACGGAUACGUGCAAUUUCCCCCGACUCCCGAACGCUUUUUGCCAAAUUGUCAAUUUCCCGUUUCUUUCAGCUCACCGGAGAACGCCACCGCCGCCAAACUGAUCGUCCAGGGAUUCUCGUUCAAAGGACACGAACUAAAAGCGUUCUUCGCGCAGAGGAUCUACAUGAGCGCCAAUUCGGGACUGAUGCUGCAGCCGCCGCCGCUCGAGAAACAGUUUCUGAUCUCUCCGCCCUGUUCGCCGCCCGUCGGAUGGGAACAGACCAAGGAAAUGGCUCCGGUCGUUUGCAACUUUGAUCUGAUGGCCAGACUCGCUUCGUUUGCGAUUGACGAGAAGUGAGUCGAUCCCGGACCGUUCUCCUCGAUUCCAUGCGCUCUCUUUCAGAUACGAAGUGCACAACGGCGACGAGUCGACCCCCACAAUCGUGGUGCAUCCGUGCGAGACCCCUCUGGACAUGCCGUCCGCAAUGGAAAUGCCACGUACUCCCCGCCCGUCGUCUCCCACCGAAGACGCCGAAUAA
Caenorhabditis sp. 36 PRJEB53466 is the source of this 1463-nucleotide messenger RNA. The record is from the annotation of a GenBank genome assembly. NCBI's taxonomy places the organism in Eukaryota, Metazoa, Nematoda, Chromadorea, Rhabditida, Rhabditidae.